Molecule: messenger RNA, 2210 nt
Organism: Myxocyprinus asiaticus (Chinese sucker)
Lineage: Eukaryota; Metazoa; Chordata; Actinopteri; Cypriniformes; Catostomidae
Gene: cfap45
Product: cilia and flagella associated protein 45
Exons: 12
Coding region: 64-1704 (546 amino acids)
Source: RefSeq, a predicted model, not a curated record
GCGCGCUUCCACGUCUAGAGAUACUGAGUCCGUCCUAUAAACAUCAACUUAAGCUCCAGAGGAAUGCCUCAAAGCGUGACAUCCUCAUCUGCGAAGCUGUCUGGCAGCAGCGCUUUUUCUCGACGUUAUCGCACACGAGCCCUUGCCUCUCAUGUGGACGAGACCCUCUUCGGAACCCCCAAACAAGUAGCUCACUUGGCUGUUGAUAAAGUCGAUCCUGAUGGUGGCAGCGCAAGGUCAAGGUCACACUCAGCUCCUGCCAUCAAAGAGCCAAAAUCAGAGACACUACGCAUCAUCACUAAAGACCUCAUCAGGGACCUCAGAAUCCCUAGAAAGGACCCAUCGGGUCAGACUGUCAUCCUCUCCUCCACUGACUUCAAGCGAAUCUUGGUGGAGUCUCAUGUACCUAGUGAAGAGGAAAAGGCAGCUGUGUUGGAGGCCCAGCGCAAAGCCCGUGAGGAAGCCAUGGAUUCUGCAGAGCAGAGAAAGGCACAGAUGCGCCAGGCAGACUUGUCUCGGCAAAAGAACCAGAAACUAAGUGAUCUAGAGGCAGAAGCGAGGGACCGUGCUCAGUACCUGCUGGAACGGGCCAACACCCUGAGAAUGGAACAAGAGGAUGAAGUUAAGAAGCUCAAUGAGUUGAUCCAGGAAGUGCAGUGCCAUGUAGUGCGGGAUACUCAGAUUCAGGAAAAGCAGCAGAAUCUUGCAGAGUUGCUGGAGGAGGAAAAGAGACUGGAUGCCAUGAUGGAGGUGGAACGGCGUCGAGCCUUGGAAGCCCAGGAGCAAAUUGAACAGCUACACAAAGAGCAGAAGAUUCAGGGAAAGCUGUGCAUCCUGGACCAGAUCCAGAUGCGUCUGGAGGAGAAAAUGCUACAGUAUGAGGUUAAGGAGCAGGAAAGUCAACAAAUGUUGGAGAACAUGGAAAGGAUGCAGAUGGAGGAGCUUAAGGCCAUUGAAAGGAAGAAAGAGGAGCAGAAGAUGCUGCUGCAGGAGAUUCAGAAGAUAAAUGAAGAGAAUCUGCUUGCUAGGGAGAAAAGAAAGGAGGAGGAGAGAUUAGCAGAUUUACGUGCUGUAGAAUAUACACGCAAGAAAUUGGAGCGAGAGGCAGAGUAUGAAGUGGAGCAGAUUCGAAUAAAGAAAGAAAAAGAGAAAGAGGUGGCACGACUGAGAGCUCUUCAGGAAAGGGACAGAGACCACAAGGCUGAGCAGGAUGAGAUCAGGGCACGGAGGAACCAGGAAGCAGCUGCGAGGGAAUGGAGAAGAAAAGAGAAAGAGGAGGUAAAGAAAAUGUUGGAGGAGGAAGAGAGGCUGAAGGCUGCUCGUUUGGAGCAAGUGACUCAUAAGGAACACAUGCUGUCCAUUGAGGCUGGCCGGGAGAGAGCAGAGUUUGACAGGGUCCUGAGGGCACAGCAGGAGCUAAUUAAGAAAGAGCAAGAAAAAGAGGAGCGGCACUAUCAGCAAAUCCACAGGCAUGCUGAGGCCGUGAGGCAGCAGGUACGGGAGAGAGAGUUGCAGGCUGUUGCCCAGCGGAGAGAGCUAUUCCGUGAGGGAGAGCGGCUGGAAGAGGAGGCGCGCAAUCGUAGAGCCCGACUGGAUGAGAUUAAAGAAAAGAAGCUGAGGGAACUAAAGGCAGCUGGGCUCUCAGAGAAGUACUGCAAGGAAGUGGAGCGCAAGGUCAGAGCCCUCCCUCCUCUUUUGCACUGAGUUGCAACAGAAGUGGAGAACAUUCUCCUAAAAGUUCACCAAAUAAACACCAAAUGACAAAUAAGAUAACAAGAACAUGGCUGUAUAAAGAAGUUUUUGUUCUCAUAUUUAUGUGUUAUUAAUUUAGUUAAAUGUUUGCAUAAUGUGACGGUUGGUAGUUUGACCAGUUUUGCCCUUAGGGAUUUGUGGAAGAGAUAGCAUCAUCACACAUGCCAAAGCAUAUUAUAAAUUUGACAUAAGAUGCAAAAUACACAUAUUGACACAAGUAUGGUUUCCUGUAUUUAGUUGGCUUUCAUACUUCCAUUGCUGACUCUGCAGGACUUUUAAAUGGAUACUAAAAAGCAGAUGUUGUGUAAAACUCAGCAUUGUUUUUGUUUUUCUAUUUAGUGCAGGUUCAUUAUUAUUUGUAUUAAGCUAUUAUUUGUUUGUAUUUGUACUUUCUAUUGGCACCAGCACAGAUAAGUUGCAUUAAGCCUCAGGUCAUUUCAAAUAAAUAUAAUCACUUC